UGGGAUAGCAUAACAGCUGUGGUUUAGGUCUUCAAUCGGCCGCAAGCUGUUGUCAUUGCGGUUCAGUAGUGGAAGAAACAGCAGAAGCAGCGGACAGACCGGUUUGCUGGGAAACGCGAAAAAAUGGCCGAUCCGAGUGACUACGGUAAAGCCCCCUUCUGGGGAAAGAAGUUCAUAAUCUUCGUAACAGGCGCUAGCGGGGGCAUAGGAAGGGCCAUAGCGGUCGGUUUCGCCAAGCACGUAGCCCCAGGCUCGCUGGUCGUCAUCACGGGCCGAAAUACGGCUGGGCUCGAGGAGACGAAGCGCUUGAUCGGCGACCACGGACGCGACGUGAAUGUCGUCGUCGAGACUUGCGAUCACGCACGAGCCUCGUUCAGGGACUACCAAGGACUUCUGCGAAGAGCUUCGACCCAAGUUGAGAGUCCGGAGAGAGUCGUGCUCGUGCACAACGCCGCGACGACCGGAGACGUCUCGCAGUACGCGGCGUCGUACGACGACGAGCGAGUGAUCGACGACUACUACCACCUCAAUUUGACUUCGGUCAUGACGCUGACCGCGGCAUUCCUCCAACACUACGGCUCCGACUCCAAGCCAUCGAGAACCGUCGUCAACGUCUCGUCGCGUGCGGCGGUCGUUGCAAUGGCUGGAGCUGCUCUCUACUGUACAGGCAAGGCGGCGAGAAACAUGUACAUGAAAGUGGUUGCUUUGGAAAACCCGUCUGUGUCUGUCCUCAACUACGCUCCCGGUCCCGUGGACACCGCCAUGUUUGCGCAGCUGAAGAGAGGAACCAAGGAAUGUGAAGAAUUGCACGACAGUAGGAUCAGGGACGGCCUACUUCUAACGCCGGAGAAGACCGCCGGUCGGCUCGUCGACAUUCUCAGGGACCACAAGUUCACGUCGGGCGACCAUAUCGGUUAUUACGAGGACCCCCAGUAGAUGGCGCUGAUGUGGAACAGAUAAGACUGCUUUUCUCGUGCAGAGAAACCGUACACCCCAUCGAAUGGUUACUACAGGCCUUGAGGCAACAGCAAUGCACGACAAAGGCAGGAUGGAAAGCGAGUGGGAUAAUUUACUGGAUCCUAGUCGAGUGCUGUAUCAGGAGGGCAUGGCAUUAAAACAUUUUACGACUCCUAA
Ixodes scapularis (black-legged tick) is the source of this 1134-nucleotide messenger RNA. Its product is annotated as sepiapterin reductase. Bases 124 to 936 code for a protein of 270 amino acids. Gene Ontology annotation, molecular function: sepiapterin reductase (NADP+) activity. The transcript is spliced from 3 exons. The record is from RefSeq and is a predicted model, not a curated record. Gene Ontology annotation, biological process: tetrahydrobiopterin biosynthetic process. Lineage: Eukaryota; Metazoa; Arthropoda; Arachnida; Ixodida; Ixodidae.